Molecule: messenger RNA, 3766 nt
Organism: Anguilla anguilla (European eel)
Lineage: Eukaryota; Metazoa; Chordata; Actinopteri; Anguilliformes; Anguillidae
Gene: stk10
Product: serine/threonine kinase 10
Exons: 19
Coding region: 378-3353 (991 amino acids)
Biological process (GO): protein phosphorylation
Molecular function (GO): protein binding; protein serine/threonine kinase activity; ATP binding
Source: RefSeq, a predicted model, not a curated record
AAACUGUUCUUAGGUUAGUUUAGCUGGUGCUAGCAGGUGAGACGAGUGUGGUAGGGGCUGAACCAUGUGGAUUUACCGACGAAUUUUUUAAUUAUUCGAGAAGUGGACUACAACAGGAGAAGCGCAGUCUAACAUGGGCGGUGUUAAGUCAAUACAUUUGACCCUUUAUUUGGGCGUUGUUUAGACAUCUGACUGCCUUACCAAUUGCCAUUAUAAUAGACGUACAAUUCUAGUGGCAUUUUGGUAGUUAGUUUGUCUUUACCACAGCAACAGUUUUAGCGUUUUAUUGAAUGAAACUGAAUGACCAAAGGUACACCGCGAGUUUCGCAACUUAAUCAUUCAGUAACAUCUUUUGGCUGUUUUUUUACGACUUUAUUAUGGCUUUUGCUAAAUUCAGCAAAAUACUUCGGCUUUCCUCGUUGGACAUCAAAAAGAAAGUCAAACAAUACGAACACGUUCACCGGGACUUAAACCCAAACGAUAUAUGGGACAUUAUCGGGGAACUGGGCGAUGGAGCCUUUGGCAAAGUUUACAAGGCGAAAAACAAAGAGACGGGUGUCCUGGCUGCCGCCAAGGUGAUCGAGACGAAGAGCGAGGAAGAGCUGGAGGACUACAUGGUGGAGAUCGACAUCCUGGCGUCCUGCGACCACCGUUACAUCGUCAAGCUGCUGGACGCCUUCUACUACGACAACAAGCUUUGGAUCAUGAUUGAAUUCUGUCCAGGGGGAGCUGUUGAUGCAGUGAUGUUGGAGCUGGACCGGGGGCUGUUGGAGCCGCAGAUCCGGGUGAUCUGCUGGCAGAUGCUGGAGGCCCUGGUCUACCUGCACGGCAUGAAGAUCAUCCACCGCGACCUGAAGGCCGGGAAUGUCCUCCUCACUCUGGAGGGGGACAUCAAACUGGCGGAUUUUGGCGUGUCGGCGAAGAACACCAAAACCCUCCAGAGGCGCGACUCCUUCAUCGGAACGCCGUACUGGAUGGCUCCUGAGGUGGUCAUGUGCGAGACCAUGAAGGACGCUCCGUACGACUACAAGGCCGACAUCUGGUCGCUGGGCAUCACGCUGAUCGAGCUGGCCCAGAUCGAGCCCCCCCACCACGAGCUCAACCCCAUGAGGGUCCUGCUGAAGAUCGCCAAGUCCGAGCCCCCCACCCUGGAGCUGCCGGGGAAGUGGUCGCGAGAGUUUAAGGAUUUUCUGAAAACGUGUUUGGAUAAGAAUCCUGAGAGCCGGCCAAAUGCUGCACAGCUUCUGGAGCACCCCUUUGUUAGCUCGGUGAAGACCAAUCGGCCGCUGCGAGAGCUGGUAGCUGAGGCGAAGGCCGAAGUCAUGGAGGAAAUCGAGGACAAUAGAGAGGAAGGAGAAGAGGAGGACCCGGCCGAGCUCUCGUCUGCCCCGGCCAAGGAUCCCUCAGAAACCAGUCAGACCAGUCUGGAAGGGGACCACCCGGCCGACCUGCCCGUUCAGCCUUCCCUGGAGGACGCGAAACAGGCCAGCCCCGAAAAGGACCGGUCGGACAGCCUGGGCCGGGACAAGCUGUCGGACGAGGGCUUCGGGACCUGCGACCCGGACAAGCCCGAGAGCGAGACGUCCGUCAAGACCUCCAGCUCCGACUCCGGGAUCGAGGACGGCAAGAGCACGCCCACCUCGGAGGAGGGCAAGCCCGCGGCCACGCCCGAGACGGAGGUCCCGCCCCCUCUCGCGGCCCACCCGGGACCGGGGAAACCCGAAAGCGAGGUGGAGGCCGUGGACGGCCCCGUCGACGCGGUGACCGGGGCUCUGCCCCGCCUCCAGCUCAACAGGGGCCUGAGGAAGGAUUCGGAGGAGCUGCCGUCGCCGGGGGAGGGGCCCGAGCACCUGAGCGGCCCCCCGGUGCGGGCCAAGAGGAAGGCGUCCCAGCGGUACUCUGACACGGGCAGCACCUCCGCCUCGGACAGCGCCGACCUCAGCCUCAACCUGUCCGGGGACAUGACCGUCAACAAAGAGACCGGCACCAUUUCCGUCAGGGACUCCCGUUUCUCCAGCAAGACUCUGAAGCGCACCAGGAAGUUUGUCGUGGACGGCGUGGAGGUCAGCGUGACCACGUCCAAGAUCAUCGGCGACGAUGAGAAAAAGGACGAGGAGAUGAGGUUUCUCAGGCGUCAGGAGCUGCGGGAGCUGCGUUUGCUGCAGAAGGAGGAGCACCGUGCUCAGGCUCUGCUCAACGCCAAGCUGGACGCUCAGAAGGACCAAAUGCAGCGUCGCUUCGACCAGGAGAUGAACACCAAGAAGAAGUACUACGACACGGAGCUGGAGAGCCUGGAGAAGCAGCAGAAGCAGACCAUCGAGAAGAUGGAGACGGACCACGCGGUGCACCUGCGGGACGAGACCAAGCGCAUCCGCUCCGAGCAGGAGAAGGAGCACAGCCGCUUCCAGGAGCAGCUCAAGAACAAGAAGAAGGAGGUUAAGCGGGAGGUUGAGAAAAUGCCGAGAAGCCAGAGAAAGGAAAGCCUGAAACAGCGAAUGGGCUCAUUUCAGCAGACCAAACAGACGGAGGAGCAGAAGUUCCUGGCGGCGCAGAAGGAGAAGCUGGACACCCUGCUGAAGAGCAUCACGGCGGAGAACAAGCGGGAGAUCUCCGAGACCGAGCGGCAGUGCCUGGAGAAGAAGCAGCACCUGAUCCGAGAAAGGGAAGCUGCUAUCUGGGACAUGCAGGAGCAUAACCUCCAUGAGAGGCACCAGCUGUUGAAACAGCAGUUGAAAGAUCAGUACUUCCUCCAGAGACACCAGCUGCUGAAGAAGCAUGAGAAGGAGCAGGAGCAGAUGCAGUGCUAUAACCAGCGCAUGGUGGAGCAGCUGAAGGCGCGGCAGCAGCAGGAGAAGGGCCGCCUGCCCAAGAUCCAGCGCAGCGAGGGCAAGACGCGCAUGGUCAUGUUCAAGAAGAGCCUGCGCAUCAACUCCACCGGCAGCGCCGCCGAGGACCGCGAGAAGAUCAAGCAGUUCAGUCUGCAGGAGGAGAAGAGGCAGAAGGCCGAGCGGCUGCACCAGCAGCAGAAGCACGAGAACCAGAUGAGGGAGAUGGUGGGCCAGUGCGAGAGCAACGUCAGGGAGCUGCAGCAGCUGCAGAAUGAGAAAUGCCACCUGCUGAUAGAGAAUGAGACCCAGCGGCUGAAGUCUCUGGACGAGAUGCACAACCAGCAGCUGAGAGAGUGGAGGGAGCUUCUCAAACCCAGGAAAAAGGCCCUGGAGGACGAGCUGAACCAGAAGAAGAGGGAGCAGGAGCUCUUCUUCAAGAUGAGCGAGGAGUCAGAGUGCCAGAGUCCCAGCUCGCCCAACAAGCUCACCAAAUUCCUCCCUUACUCCGACUCGUCCACCACGUAACUCCCAGCAGCCCCUGCGGCGCACCUCAGGACCAAUCGCGGUCGAGCCCUCCGAGACUCCACUAGGCGUGGAAUUAACCAAUGAAGUCCAGUUUCUUUUUUUUUUUUUAAAUAGUCGUAUUUAUGUUUUUAAGUAACGUUUAUGUAUUUUCAUUUGAUUAACCGAUGCCAGGCUUACCUUUGUCUGCCAGAUAUUGUUUGAAAUUCCACCCCCCCAAGCCCUUCCCAAGCUAGCAGUAUUUCUAUAUCUCUGCAGUGCUGUUCAGUCCUUGCGGAUGGAUAUUGUAUCAGAUACAUCCCCGCCACCCCCGCGUUUCUUUUUUUGUUUUAUAUUUCCUGCUGAACACCCACCACCCCCUCGCCCCCCCCCAUAAUGUGUAGAGCCCCUGUUCUAACCCAGCCUGUCAUACAAAU